This is a messenger RNA of Agelaius phoeniceus (red-winged blackbird), 1692 nucleotides long. Lineage: Eukaryota; Metazoa; Chordata; Aves; Passeriformes; Icteridae. The record is from RefSeq and is a predicted model, not a curated record.
GUGCCCACUUCCAAGAUGGCGGCUGCAGCGUCACCAGCCCCUCAUAACGAGCAGCAGCCAAGCCGGGCGGAAGUGAGUUUGGCCGGAAGUGGGUCCGUCCCGAAUUGGGUCCCCCGCGGGCGGAUGCGCAGGGCCUGGCGGCGGGGAGCGAUGGAGGCCGGCGGGCACGGGCAGGAGGCCGAGGCGGGCGGCCAUGGCGGCCACAAGAAGAAGCACAAGAAGCACAAGAAAAAGCACAAGAAACGGCACCACCACGAGGCCGGGCCGGCCCCGGGGCCCGAACCGCCUCGGCAGCCACGGCUGCGGCUCCGGAUUAAGCUGGGAGGGCAAAUCCUGGGCACCAAGAGUGUCCCCACGUUCACGGUGGUCCCCGAAGGGACGCACUCGCCGUCCCCGCUGCUGGCAGGGGACGAGGAGGAGCCCAGCGUGCCCAUCGAGCAGUACCGAGCAUGGCUGGAUGAGGACAGCAACCUGGCCCCCUCACCACUGCCUGAGCUGGACCCCGAGAACUGCUUCCCUGCCCGUGAGGAGGGCGAGGAGGAGGAGGAGGAAGAGGAGGAGGAAGAGGAGGAGGAGGAACGGCGCUGGCUGGCGGCCCUCGAGAGGGGGGAGCUGGAUGACAACGGUGACAUCAAGAGGGAGGUGGACGAGUCCCUCCUGACAGCCCGGCAGCGCGCGCUGCUGCACAAGCAGCAGAGCCAGCCCCUGCUGCAGCUGCCCAUGGGCGCCAAGGCCAAGGAGGUGACGGAGGAGAUGCGGGAGAAGCGCGAGGAGCGGGCGCGGCGCCGGCGGCUGCAGGCGGCCCGCAAGGCCGAGGAGAGCAAGAACCAGACCAUCGAGCGCCUGACGCGCACGCACAAGGCCAAGGUCCGGGCCCUGCGCGAGCGCCGCGCCCGCCCGGCCCCGUGCCCAGUGGUUCAUUACCGCAGCGCCGCCGACGGCGUCACCGUCUCCUUCCCCGCGGGCUUCCCGGUGCCCGCGGCCGCCGCCGCGCCGCCCGCGCCGCCCGCCCAGCCCUGCGCCGUGCCCGGCUGCGGCAACGCCAAGCGCUACAGCUGCGCCCAAACCGGGCGGCCCCUCUGCAGCCUGGGCUGCUACCGGCGCAACCUGCAGCUGCUGCAGAGCGCGGGGGCGCUACAGACCUUCACCAGGGGCUAUGGACCCGCUGUGGGGCUACAGACCCUGACCAGGUGCUACAGAUCCUCCCCAGGGGGCUGCACACCCUCACCAGGGGGCUAUGGAACCUCCCCAGGGGGCUACAGACCCUGUCUGGGGGCCUACGGACCCUCCCCGGGGGCUGUGGAUCUUCCCCGGGGGCUACGGAUGCUUUGCCGUGGGUACAAGGGCCAGAUCACCCGGCCAUAUGGAAUUCCUGGAUUUUCUGCAUGGACACAGCUGGAAGAGGAACCUGUAGGUCUGCACUGUGGGGAGCUCCAGAUCGUCCACGUGGAGCCAGAACAAAGAGCUUCAAAACCUCUGCUGUGGAUACAGAGGCUCUGGCCACGCCACCCGGAGAGCUGCACUUCCUUAUGGACACCUGGAGCUCCUCCAAACGGGUGUGGACACCUGGGAUGUGGAGCUCCAGAGGGCUCUAGGCUCUCCACUGUGGACACGGAGGGUUGGGGACCGGACCCCCGCAGGGACUGAGGGGAUCUGGUGUGGCGGAGCUGAUUAAAGGCUGUUGUUGAAGGA